This is a messenger RNA of Motacilla alba alba, 1388 nucleotides long. It is a transcript of the gene IL20RB, whose product is annotated as interleukin 20 receptor subunit beta. Lineage: Eukaryota; Metazoa; Chordata; Aves; Passeriformes; Motacillidae. The transcript is spliced from 7 exons. The record is from RefSeq and is a predicted model, not a curated record. The coding region runs from base 1 to 933 and encodes 310 amino acids. Gene Ontology annotation, molecular function: interleukin-20 binding.
AUGAGUCCUGGGGAGAACCAAUGCUUGCUCAUGGAAAUGAAAUCUGGUAUGGAAUUCACACCCUCAGGAGAAGAUGCUUUGUUGCCAGCACCUCAGAGUAUCUCCAUUCUUUCAACCAACAUGAAACACUUCUUAACUUGGAGUCCUGUGAUCGUCCAGGGAGCAACUGUGAGAUAUUCAGUUGAGUUUCAAGGGGAAUACGAGCGGGAAUACGCCAACGGGAGCUGGAUCCCCAUCUCCGAGUGCUCCCUCACCACAGCCACCAUCUGCAACCUCACCGAGGACAUCUCAGCCUCCGUGGCCUACAAGCUGCGUGUCAGGGCAGAGCUCGGUGCCACCAGGUCACAGUGGGGCACCACCAAAGGCUUCUUCAACCGCGCCAUGACUUCCCUGACCCCACCCCUGCUGAGGGCUGUGGCAGAUGGACACCAUUUGCUGGUGGAGCUGGCAGACAUGGGACCCUCCUUCCAGUUCCGGGUGCUUUACUGGAGGAAGGGCCAGGAGAGCAGGGUGCAGCAGAAGGUGCUGAAGGAGGUGAGCUCCGUGGUUCACCUGGACACCAUGGAGGCAGGAGCUGAGUACUGUGUGAAGGCUCAGACGCACGUCGAGGCCAUCAACAGGAGCAGCAGCUUCAGCCCCACACAGUGUGUGAGGGCUCAGGGUGACAGAUCCGUGUGGCUGGUUACUGCCCUCAUCUCCUCUGCUGGCUUUGCUGUGGCAGCUUUGACCCUGCCUUUCCUUACCUGGAAAAUAAGUAAAAUCUUCCAAUAUUCCUGCUGCCCCGCAGCUGUCCUGCCAGACACACUGAAGGAAUCAGAGCCCCCCACCCAGCUGAUCCUGCAGGGCAGUGAAGAAGCUGAGCAAUGUGACCUGAUGGUGGUUGUGAUGCCCUCAGAAGAAGUUCUCCAGCAGUGGAUUCAAAAAGCACUUUAGAGCAGCCCAGAAAACAAACAGCCCCUUUGUAGCAUCUUCAUCCAUCUUCAUCAAAAGCAAGUAAAGGUGGCACUGCCAGUUCCUGUCCUUGUCCUUCAUACCCUUACCCAGGAGCAGACAUAGGGUGACCCACGCCCCCUUUUUCAGCCACACUGCGGCUCCCAAGGCACAGCUGACCAGAGCAACGCCUGGAGAGCCCAGUCCCUUGCUCCAAAUCAUUUCAGCCUCAGUGUUGUACCUCAGUAAGAGCUUCUUACGUGGCUAAGCCAGCUGGAAUGACCAGGGGGGAAAAUGCAGACCCUGAAGUGAGGUCAUGUUCUUUGAAAAGGGCAUGAGGGGACGUGGCAUCCCAAUCUGUACAUGUGACAGUCACAGUGCUGGUGCCACCAAAACUUGCAGACAGCACCAUGAGGGAUGCCUGGCUUUCGCCAGUGCUUUGGAAGGAGUGCUGUGGG